CUUCACAGAUGUCGAUCAGUUGUAAAAUAGAUAACUCUCUGACGGCGUAAACAAACUAACCUCAUAAAAUUAAAUACGUUUCGAACGAUUCGAAACGAAAAAAUUUGUGUUAAAUUGGAAAAUCUUUCAAUCGUGAUAUAUAUUAAGGCUAUACUUCAAAUUAUAAAAUAUGGAUGCGGAUUUAUACGAUGAAUUCGGGAAUUAUAUUGGUCCUGAGUUAGACAGCGAAGAAGAGGAUGAAGAAACUGAGCAACCAGAGGAAGAUGAGGAACAGCAAGACUACGAUGAUGAACAAAUGGAUGAAUCAGAGCCACAAUCCAUGGCUGUGGUGCUUCACGAAGAUAAACAGUAUUAUCCUUCAGCAUUGGAAAUUUAUGGUCCGGAUGUCGAAACGAUAGUACAGGAAGAAGACACUCAGGCUCUAGAUGUGCCACUUGUAGAGCCCGUUAAGAAAAAGAAGUUUCAUUUGAAGGAACAGGAUGUGCCAGAAACCACCUAUAAUAUGGAGUUUCUCACCGAUGUUAUGGAUAAUACCUCACUCAUUCGUAAUGUUGCUCUUAUCGGUCAUCUUCAUCAUGGUAAGACAACUUUCGUAGACUGUCUUAUCAGACAGACGCAUCCUGGUUAUCAAGACAAUGAGGAAAAGAAUUUGAGAUAUACCGAUACUUUGUUCACGGAACAGGAAAGGGGAUGUUCGAUCAAAUCGACUCCGGUCACAUUAUUGCUGCAAGAUAUCAAGAAUAAGAGUUAUUUGAUGAAUAUAUUUGAUACGCCAGGGCAUGUGAAUUUUUCCGAUGAGGUUACCGCAGCCAUGAGGCUUUGCGAUGGUGUUGUCAUAUUUGUGGAUGCGGCUGAAGGUGUUAUGUUGAACACUGAAAGGUUAUUGAAGCAUGCCGUUCAAGAACAAAUGCAGAUAACAGUCUGUAUAAACAAAAUUGAUAGAUUGAUGCUAGAGUUGAAGUUACCGCCACAAGAUGCUUAUUACAAAUUGAGGCAUAUCAUUGAAGAAAUCAAUGGUUUAUUAACAUUGUACUCCGAUGACGCAAAUCCACACAUAGUGUCCCCAGUACUGGGGAAUGUAUGUUUCGCAAGUUCACAAUAUGGUAUCUGUUUCACUCUGAAAUCUUUCGCAAACUUGUAUCUGCUGUAUUAUGGAGAGGUUAAUGUGGAGGAAUUUUCGAAGAGGCUCUGGGGAGAUAUUUAUUUCAAUAGUAAAACACGAAAAUUCACCAAAAAAGCACCGCACAGCUCGGCACAGAGGAGUUUUGUCGAGUUCAUCCUCGAACCGCUCUAUAAGGUGUUCGCACAAGUUGUUGGAGAUGUCGAUACGACCUUACCGGACGUUUUGGAUGAGCUAGGCAUAAAAUUGACCAAGAACGAGAUGAAGCUGAAUAUAAGGCCGUUGCUGAGACUGGUCUGCAAUAAAUUCUUGGGGGAUUUCAAUGGAUUCGUGAAUAUGUGCGUGGAACACGUAAAAUCUCCCCUCGAUAAUGCCAAGAGAAAAGUGAACCACAUCUAUACCGGUCCAACGACCAGUAAAAUUUACGACGAUAUGAUCAAAUGCGAUCAAGAGGGACUCUUGAUGGUCCACAGUUCCAAGAUGUACCCCACCGACGACUGUACGUUUUUCCAAGUAUUGGGAAGGGUUAUGAGCGGCACACUUCACGCUGGUACAGACGUCAGAGUGUUGGGAGAGAAUUAUACGCUGCAGGAUGAAGAGGACUCCAGGAUCUUGUCGGUCGGUCGUCUCUGGAUCUACGAAGCAAGAUAUAAGAUAGAACUGAACAGGGUGCCAGCAGGUAACUGGGUCCUGAUCGAAGGAAUAGAUCAGUCGAUCGUCAAGACCUCCACGAUCACCGACCUCACCAUACACGACGAACUCUACAUCUUCAGACCUCUGAAAUUCAACACGCAGAGCAUAAUAAAGAUUGCGGUGGAGCCGGUCAAUCCCUCGGAGCUGCCCAAGAUGUUGGACGGUUUGAGGAAAGUGAACAAGUCUUAUCCGUUGCUGACCACGAAGGUGGAGGAGUCUGGGGAGCACGUCGUCCUGGGGACCGGAGAGUUGUACCUGGACUGUGUCAUGCACGAUUUGAGAAAGAUGUACUCAGAGAUUGAUAUUAAAGUUGCCGAUCCCGUGGUCGCCUUCUGCGAAACCGUGGUCGAGACCUCGAGUUUGAAAUGUUUCGCCGAGACCCCCAACAAGAAGAACAAGCUCACCAUGAUCGCGGAACCGUUGGAGAAGGGACUUGCCGAAGAUAUCGAGAACGAAAACGUGCAGAUCGGUUGGAACAAGAAGAAACUGGGAGAAUUUUUCCAGACGAAGUACGACUGGGAUCUGCUGGCCGCUAGAAGCAUAUGGGCCUUCGGUCCGGACGUUACAGGUCCGAACAUUCUGGUCGACGACACUCUACCGUCCGAAGUCGACAAGGGGCUCUUGAGUUCCGUCAAGGAUUCGAUAGUGCAAGGAUUCCAAUGGGGCACCAGGGAAGGUCCCCUCUGCGAGGAACCGAUCCGCAACACCAAGUUCAAGAUUCUGGACGCGGUCAUAGCGCAGGAACCACUACACAGGGGCGGCGGUCAGAUCAUACCGACGGCCCGAAGGGUCGUUUAUUCUGCCUUCCUGAUGGCCACCCCCAGGUUGAUGGAGCCGUACCUGUUCGUCGAGGUUCAGGCGCCCGCGGAUUGCGUUUCGGCCGUGUAUACGGUGUUGGCGAAGAGGAGGGGACACGUCACCCAGGACGCCCCGGUUCCCGGAUCACCACUGUACACCAUCAAGGCGUUCAUUCCAGCGAUCGACAGUUUCGGGUUCGAGACCGAUCUCAGGACUCACACGCAAGGACAGGCGUUCUGUUUGUCCGUAUUCCAUCAUUGGCAGAUUGUGCCAGGAGAUCCGUUAGAUAAGUCGAUCGUCAUCAGACCUUUGGAACCUCAACCUGCCACCCAUUUAGCCAGGGAAUUCAUGAUUAAAACCAGAAGAAGAAAAGGAUUGAGUCAAGAUGUAUCAAUUAAUAAAUUUUUCGACGAUCCCAUGUUGUUGGAGCUUGCAAGGCAAGAUGUGAUAUUGAAUUAUCCUCUUUUGUAAAUUUUUUUCGUGAGAAAAUUUGUAAAUUUUUUUUUUGAGAAAAUAAACAAAUAUUAAACAAAA
Coccinella septempunctata (seven-spotted ladybird) is the source of this 3145-nucleotide messenger RNA. RefSeq names its product 116 kDa U5 small nuclear ribonucleoprotein component. NCBI's taxonomy places the organism in Eukaryota, Metazoa, Arthropoda, Insecta, Coleoptera, Coccinellidae. Gene Ontology annotation, biological process: mRNA splicing, via spliceosome. The record is from RefSeq and is a predicted model, not a curated record. Gene Ontology annotation, cellular component: cytosol; U4/U6 x U5 tri-snRNP complex; U2-type catalytic step 2 spliceosome. The transcript is spliced from 14 exons. Gene Ontology annotation, molecular function: U5 snRNA binding; translation elongation factor activity; GTP binding. The coding region runs from base 170 to 3082 and encodes 970 amino acids.